Messenger RNA from Linum tenue, 2321 nucleotides. Lineage: Eukaryota; Viridiplantae; Streptophyta; Magnoliopsida; Malpighiales; Linaceae. The record is from the annotation of a GenBank genome assembly.
AAAAAUUAAAACGGCUAUACGUUAAAAGUUUAAACCCCUCCCCCGAAUCUUAAACCCUAAUCACAGAGUGAUAUUCUAGCAGUCAUGGGAAGACCUAGCGAAGCAGCGGGGAUGGAAGCGCUGCACCAGCUGAAAUCGACAGAACCUCCGCAAUGGCUGGCGCCGUCGGCAUCGCUCUCGGAGUCAGCACGGGCGGCCUCUCAGCACCUGUUCGCGUCUCUCAGGCCUCACGUUCGGAAAUCGCCGUUCGAUGAACUGUUGGUCGAUAAUUUUGACGCCGAGCAAAUCUGGCAGCAGAUAGACCUGCUGACGCAGCCACUGGUUCGUAGCAUCCGACGACGGGUCAAGCACUGGGAAAAGAAUCCCGCGGAGAUUGAGAAUUUGCUCCCAGAGGUUGCUGAUGGAGGUAAGAAGGUUGCUCAGGGGAAGAAAAUGGAAGAGAUUGAUGACGAUGAUGAUGACGACGGUGGUGAUAUGGACAUGGAUGAUGAUGAUGACGAUGAUGAUGAGGAGAUGGAUGUUGAUAAUGAUGGAGAGCAGGAUGGUGGGAAAGACGAAGGGGAUGAAAGUGAAGAAGAGGAGGAAGAGAAAAGUGGAGGGAUAGAAGACAAGUUUUUGAAGAUAAAGGAAUUGCAGGAGCAUUUGGAGGAUGAAGAAGCUCGGCAUUAUGGAUUGGAUGCAAAGAAUAAGAAGAGUAAGAAGAAAAGUGGAAGCAAGAAAUUGGAGGAUGAAGAUGAUGACAGUGAAGAGGGCGAAGAAGACAAGGAGGAAGAUGAUGAUGAGGAUGAAGAGGUCGAUCUCUUUGCCGGAGGAGACGAUGAGGAUGAAGAGGACGAGAUGGGAAACGCCAGAUAUGAAGACUUCUUUGGCAAAAAGAAAGGAGGCUCAGAACCGAAGCCCAGAUUUAAAGAUGAGUUGGGGGAAGAUUCAAGCUCAGGUGAGGAGGAAAAGGAGGAAGAAUUAAGCUCAGAUGAUGAUGAUGAUGAAGAAGAAGAUGAUGAUGAGAAUGUGAAUAAGAAACCGAAAGUCCUUUCUACCCAUGAAAAAGAAGUUCAGAAAAUCAAAUCUGAGAUAGAGAAAAUGGAGAAAGCAAAUCUGGAUCCAAAAACCUGGACCAUGCAGGGAGAGGUAACAGCCGCAAACAGGCCCAAGAACAGUGCAUUAGAAGUUGAUUUAGAUUUUGAGCAUAAUGUUAGGCCUGUCCCUGUAAUCACUGAGGAGGUCACUCAAUCACUUGAGGAGAUUAUUAAGAAAAGGAUCAUUGAGGGACAAUUUGAUGACAUUAAAAGGGCUCCUGGUUUACCCUCCAAAGCACCAAGAGAAUUGAAACCAGUGGAUGAAAAUAAGAGCAACAAGGGUCUUGCUGAAGUUUAUGAGGAGGAAUUUGUACAGCAGACAGAUCCAGCUGCUGCUCCAUUAUCUUUCUCGGACGAACAGAAAAAGGAGGCAAGCACCUUGUUCAAGAAGCUCUGCUUGAAGUUAGAUGCACUUUCUCACUUCCAUUUCGCCCCAAAACCUAUUAUAGAGGACAUGUCCAUCCAAUCAAAUGUCCCGGCUCUUGCCAUGGAAGAGAUUGCCCCAGUUGCAGUUUCAGAUGCAGCUAUGCUGGCUCCUGAGGAAGUCUUUUCAGGAAAAGGGAACGUUAAAGCAGAAGUAGAGCUUACACAAACAGAAAGAAAGAGAAGGAGAGCCAAAAAGAAGCGAAAGUUUAAGGCUGUGGAAACAAAAAAGAUGGCAAGUAAAAAGGCGAGAGAAGACGAGCUGCGAAAGCAGAAAGAAGCUGCAGGGAAUGGAGAAGAACAAUAGCUUCUUUACUGAGUGUAUGGCGCUGUUCCGUUCAUUUCGGCGAACUUUCAGAAGCUCAUCCCAGCAUCGUUUCCAGCUGAAUUCACCAUGUGGAAGCAGUGAACGAAACAAAAAUACCUGUGGAUGGAGGGGGACUUGCUGAAGCAUCAACUCAAGGGCGCGCUCUAUUGAUAUGAAGCUGCAGAAACCGAUCUCUGGGAUAUAAUCGAUAGAAAGAGGAAAAUUUUGAUAUGUAAUUUAGUGUAUGAAAUGUCAGGGCUGAUUAUAUAGAGUUCUUGGCUCUCUCAUUGCUUCGACUUUUCCACCCUUCUUUCCUUCCAAGUUAUAGAGUGGUUCAAAUGGAUACAUUGAAACUUUUUGACUCAAGUAUUGAAACUUGAAAGGGCUAAGCUGAUCAUUCUGAGACGUUUGACGCGAUUGGAUAGACCGUAAAUCGUAAUAAGGCUACUUGCUGUAACGAUCAUCACUGCACAAGUGGAGAUGACAAAAUGGGUUUCAAGAGUGACUGUACAACA